Oncorhynchus gorbuscha (pink salmon) is the source of this 1592-nucleotide messenger RNA. Its product is annotated as potassium channel subfamily K member 12-like. Gene Ontology annotation, molecular function: potassium ion leak channel activity. The transcript is spliced from 5 exons. The coding region runs from base 1 to 999 and encodes 332 amino acids. The record is from RefSeq and is a predicted model, not a curated record. Gene Ontology annotation, biological process: potassium ion transmembrane transport; stabilization of membrane potential. Gene Ontology annotation, cellular component: membrane. Lineage: Eukaryota; Metazoa; Chordata; Actinopteri; Salmoniformes; Salmonidae.
AUGGUCCCAGAGUCUGCAACACCACUAAGCAAGGUGCACCACCAAGACAAUGUCACCAUUAAGGCCAAGGAGCACUCCAAACAGGUCUCCAGUUUCGGGAUGUCCACUCCAGUGACAGUAGCAGGGAAGGUGUUCCUGAUCUUCUACGGUCUCCUCGGCUGCGCAGCCACCAUCUUGUUCUUUAACCUCUUCCUGGAACGCAUUAUCACCCUCCUGGCUGUGGUCAUGAAGGCUGUGAGGGAACGGCGCAUUCGGAACUCCGGCCUCCUCCCGCCGGGUAUCCGCCAUGACUUCUCAGCGUGUUCUUUCCCGGGGUGGAAGCCGUCUGUCUACCACGUCAUGUUGAUCCUGGGGCUAUCCGCCAUCAUCAUCUCCUGCUGCGCCUCGGCCAUGUACACCCCCGUGGAGGGAUGGGCCUACCUCGACUCACUCUACUUCUGCUUCGUCACAUUCAGUACCAUCGGCUUUGGGGACCUGGUGUCGAGCCAGAGAGCAGACUAUGAGUACCAGCCACUGUACCGUCUAGCCAACUGCCUGUUCAUCCUUAUGGGCGUGUGUUGCAUCUACUCUCUGUUCAACGUCAUCUCCAUCGUCAUCAAACAGGUGCUCAACUGGAUGCUUCAGAACUUAUGCUGCCAGCGGUGUAAAAUCAAGUCCAACUCUUUCCCAUUGGGUCGCCGCAAUGCCAUCCGGCCUGGUUCGAGAAUCCGUAAAGGUCGCUUCCGAAUCAAACGCACGCCGGACUCGGGGGAUUCGGGACCCUGCGAAAGCGACAUGGAGGGAGGAGGACGCAGACUCUCUGGAGAGAUGAUUUCAAUGAAGGACCUGACGGCCUCGAAUAAGGUCUCACUGGCACUCAUGCAGAAGCAGUUAUCAGAGUCCGCUAACGGUUAUCCCAGGACGGUGUGUGGCGGCUCGAGACAUAACGGGUUCUCUGGAGGAGUGGGCGCUCUGGGGAUCAUGAACAACAGGCUGGCAGAGACCAGCAACUCCAGGUAGAACUGAGCAGUGUUUCUCGUCUUCUAGUCCGUGGACAGGCACUGGUCUGUGGGAUGGGACUUUCAGUCCGAGAGAUGAGUAGCUGACUUAAUUUAAGCGCUCCCUCAUGGAGUAAAGACCAUAGACUGCUUGUCUUAAUGAAAAGGUUGAGACACACUGGAGAGAACCCUGCAGGAAAAUGUGCUUAAGAAGACAUACUGAUGGAGAGAAACAGAGGCGCUUAAAGAUUCUGCAAAGUUUCAUGUGAUGAACUAUACUUGCUAUCACUCUUGUCAUGCUUGAAUAUGUCUGGUCCUUCGUUGGAAGAGCAUGAUGAUAUGCAUGACAUUUUUAGGGAUGUAAUCAACAUCCUGUGAUGAUUGAUGAUGAUGAUAAUGAUGAUGAUGAUGGACAGUUUUAGUGAUACUGUGGGAAGGAAAGUAACCUUCUUGUAACUGAACUUUGGAAGGUCAAAACACUACAUUUUGCUCUCUGACUCAAAGCAACCGGAGAACAUUUUCACUGAUAUAGCAGUGGUAUUCUUCAGGAUAAUUAGUUAGCCAUACCUGAGUAGAUCUCUGAGGCUGUAUGUAUCAUGCGUCUUAGAUACAGAG